Molecule: messenger RNA, 957 nt
Organism: Clonostachys byssicola
Lineage: Eukaryota; Fungi; Ascomycota; Sordariomycetes; Hypocreales; Bionectriaceae
Source: the annotation of a GenBank genome assembly
AUGGCUCGGGUUGCCCUGUUUCUCUGCAUCGGAGUAGCCCUGGUCGAGGCAAGAGACUCCCGCAACCAGUUCACGGAGUUCUUCACAACAUUCAACGGCUGGUACUAUGGAGAGGGUAAUAGUGAAAAAUGCGAGCCGGCUCAUCAGAACUACACUUCGGCCGCGGAGAUUCCUGGCCAGCACCGCUGGGCUUGGGAACUAGUUGACUGCAUUCUCGGGAUCACCAGCGAAGCCCAGAAAGCGGAGUUUGCUUUGUCCGCAACACUACUGACUGUUCUUCCCGUUGGGCUGGCGCAGAUCCGGCCAGGGCUGACUGAGACCGGCUGUCUUGCUAUGCGCAGGCCAUUCCUGGCUCUGAUGCUUGAGUUUGGCGUGCCCUCGCCGAAUCCAAUUACAGGCACCAUCAACGGGAGAAAGGUCAGAAAGCUCGGCACUUCGAGGCCUCUCAAGCAGCUUGAAACUUUCAGAUCUUUUCGAUUUAUGUUCUCGCUGCUGGAGUAUAUCCUUGGGAUGGGAGCCACGGUGAACUGUAUUUACCAAAUAUACCGCCUGUGCUACAAGGCCAUAGCCCUUGCGCCCAUCGCAGUAUUCAUGCCAGGCUUGUCUGAGACGGCUGUAGUGCUGGCAUGGAUGGGCCUGCUCCUCCCAAUCCAUUAUCUAGGCGUCCUCGCUUUCGCCUACACAUAUCCCGUGGCAGGGCCGAGACGAUCUCUAAAGCAGUGGGUUAUGGACGAACUGACACCUUGCUACUACGGCCGACUAAUCAAACAGGCGGCUUGGGAAGGGCUGCCUGGAAUUUUUUACCAUUUGGUCGCAUGCCUCCACAUCAUGGUUGGGACGGUAUUACUAGGUAGCGUGUUCUUUAUCACAUUGGCCGGUGUGCUUCCUGUGAUUGAAUCAUUCGUGGGCGCUGCUCUUGCAAGUUGCAACAAGAGUAGUCGCAUCGAUCAAGUUUGA